CAUCACGACGAUCACAGAGAGGUGUUGUUUGUGUUUUAACUCAGUUUCGUGAGAGAGCUAUUGAGCCGGGAAUUCCGAAUCUGUGAAUAUCUUUCUAACUUUACUGAACUCAAAAAGUUACCUGUCCAACGCUACAUAAAGUUCCGUAAUUUCAGACAUCAUGUUUGCACUGUCGUGAGUCUAUAAUUGUACUUAUUGAUUCCUCAAAAAUACGAUCAUCGUGUAUUGCCACUGAUCUCUAAGUGUCUGUUGGCUAUUUAUUCUCUCCCCCUCAAAACAAAAUAAAAGAGUGAAACCCACUGUGAAUAAUGUUUUUUUCCCGAUUUUCGAGGCUGCAUGUGAAGGCAGCACAGCUACCUGUCUGUCGGGUCCAGCUGGUCUGAGUGAGAAUGAUUCAGAGGCGUCGAUCCGAAGUCAACUGACCGAAACCACAAAACUUCGUCUUUCAUCAACCGGGAGCUCACAGCUCUGCUUUCAUGUCGGGGCGGUCUGGAUGGAGCGGCCUCUAGACACGGACCGGUUAUGGCCACGGAGAGCAGUGUGUGGACUACCUGCGACUACAGCCACAAUGUCACCUUCUUCUACAACUGGGUGGGCAAGAAGAUCAGCGUGGUGUGGACGACGCAGGACUUCGUGGUGAUCGGGCUGGGCUUGACGGUAUGUCUCAUCGUAGUCUUGGCCAACCUGCUGGUGAUGGUGGCCAUCUCCAUGAACCACCGCUUCCACUUCCCCAUCUACUACCUGCUGGGCAACCUGGCUGCAGCAGACCUGUUCGCAGGCAUCGCCUACGUGAACCUGAUGUUGCACACCGGCCCGUGGACGCGCACGCUCUCCAAGGAGCAGUGGUACAUCCGCGGGGCUUUGAUCGACAUCAGCCUGACGGCCUCCGUGGCCAACCUGCUGGCUGUCGCCGUGGAGCGCCACCAGACCAUCAUCACCGUGCAGCUGCACAGCAAGAUGACCAAGCGGCGCGUGGUGCUGCUGAUCGUCUGCAUCUGGGCCGUGAGCAUCGUCAUGGGCCUGAUACCAUCGCUGUUUUGGAACUGCGAGUGUGAUCUGGACGACUGCUCCACCGUCGCUCCGCUCUACAGCCGCCGCUUCCUCGUCUUCUGGGCGGUUCUCAACCUGCUCACUUUCUUUGUCAUGGCAGCCAUGUACACUCGUAUAUUUGUCUACGUGCGCUACCAGACGCGGCAGGCGUCUCAACACAGCACGGAGAUGCGGCACAAGCAGACGGUUCUCAACCUGAUGAAGACGAUCUCCAUGGUUCUGGGCGCCUUUGUAAUCUGCUGGAUGCCUGGCCUCGUGAUCCUCUUACUGGACGGGCUGCUGGGUAAAGCCAGCCACGCCAACACCUUUGAGAAGUUCUGUUUGGUGAUAGCGGAAUGCAACUCUCUGAUCAAUCCCAUCAUCUACACCCUGCGAGACGCCGAGAUGCGGAGGACGUUCAAGUGGAUCUUGUGCUGCUUGUGUCGGAGAGGCGCCGACCGGCAGACGAAGCUGUCGCUUGUGGAGAUCAACUCCCCCCUUCCAGAGGAAACUCUUGGCUGUAUCCAGAAGUUGGAAGACCAGGCCGUCUGUACAGAAACAAACCAUAAAGAAGACAGUUGGACAAUGCCGGGGGUGUGAUGGCCUUCAAAAUAAACUAUCUUAACCUUUA
Messenger RNA from Pseudoliparis swirei, 1660 nucleotides. RefSeq names its product lysophosphatidic acid receptor 2a (gene lpar2a). The record is from RefSeq and is a predicted model, not a curated record. Gene Ontology annotation, biological process: G protein-coupled receptor signaling pathway. The coding region runs from base 523 to 1629 and encodes 368 amino acids. Lineage: Eukaryota; Metazoa; Chordata; Actinopteri; Perciformes; Liparidae. The transcript has 4 exons. Gene Ontology annotation, molecular function: lysophosphatidic acid receptor activity. Gene Ontology annotation, cellular component: membrane.